UUUAAUUAUUUUCUUCAGUAAUUCCAACUGUCAGCCCAUUUAUCACAGCACAAAGCCAUAGAAUCUUUAUAUAGAUUAACUCAACAAGGUGAAACUUAAUAAACCGUAACCCAACAAUCUAGCCCUAUAAGAAAAGAAUUUAUAUGCAGACCCAAAGUAUCUUCUAUGUGCACUUGGCUAAGAGUUGAGAGGCUAGAUUCAGAGUCCUUUUGUCGUUAAUAAGACCCAAACACACCGCUGCAGUGCCAGAAAAAAGAUACAAGAGAGAUUACCCACAACAAUAAUGAAAUGAGAAAAAAUAAAUUAGAACACAUAUUUUAGAUGUACGUCAGAAUUAAAUGUAAGAAUUAAAAGUGAAACACAGAGGAAAUCGUAAAUAAACGCAUUGGAAAAACUGACGGUAAAUUUGAAUGGGAACAGGAAAAUGGAGCUUGCGGCACGCGAAAAGGUUGGCAGCACCGCAACCAGAUGCGACCCUGGGCGGCAACUGUCAAAGACGCAAGGCAGGAGAAGUAAACAAAAAGCUCAAAAGGAAAGCAAAUGCGAACGAACGCGAAGAAAACGAACCCACAGCGAUUUAUAUGUCAGCUGGCCCAAAGCGCUUGUCUAGGGUCUCGCCUGUCAAAUAUCUACGACUGCCGAUUCGGAAAACAGACGCAGAUAGCGGCGCGCGUGAAAAAGCAAAUUCUCUGAAAAUUGUAAACGCGAAUAAAAUAAAACGAAACUCCCAAAAAAAAAAAAAAAACAAAAAACUCAAUCAUAGACUAGAAGAUCCUUGUUGUCUUCAGCCAUGGAGCGUACUGCUGUGCCCCGCGGCAAGCGUCCCAGAGUGCAGGUCUCCAUGGAUGACAAAGAGCGCGCGAUUGCGCGCAUACGCAACGGCGAAACAAAGGCCGGCAUCUCGCGGGAGCUGGGCGUGCCGGAGUCCACGGUGCGCGGCUGGGUUAAGCGGGCCGAUCAGCGCAUGGCGCGCGAGGCGGGCGAGGGCACGGAGACUGCAUCGCCGCCCUCGUUGGUGGUGCACUCCUUGAAGCUACCUGCCAAGCGGGAUCACAAUGGCCAGCAGAGGACCCGCUCCAUAGCUCCCAUGCCCGUGGCCGUGCCGCUGCCCAUGCAGCUCUUCCAGCAGGCGGCCAGCAGUCAGCUGCAGCUGAAUGGCUGGCUGCACAUAUUCAAUGCGGGCAUCCUUAACUUCACGCUGAUUGCCACGGCCGCCUAUUUGCGGGCGCGCGUGCGCGGCACCACAGAUCGCCAGUCCCUGUGGCAGAUCAUUUGCGAGUAUGUCGAUGAGGCCGGGCGAAAUGUCGCCGCCAAUGGGGGCCAGUAUGUGGCGCCAGCGGGGGCGGCUAUAAAUCGGCAGCAGCUUACCCCGCCGGCCCUUUCGCGCAAUGUCGGCGGCGGCGGCGGCGGCGGCGGGGGCUUUGUGGCGCCGCGGCUGCACAUUACGGCCGAGGACGACGAGGACGCCAGCAUGGAUGUCGAGGGGGCAAGUCCGUGAAAACGAAUCGAUUUAUUUAUGUACAUGUUCAAUAUGCAAAUAAAACGCCUGUCAAUGGGAUUAUG
Molecule: messenger RNA, 1563 nt
Organism: Drosophila montana
Lineage: Eukaryota; Metazoa; Arthropoda; Insecta; Diptera; Drosophilidae
Gene: dany
Product: distal antenna-young
Exons: 2
Coding region: 791-1498 (235 amino acids)
Molecular function (GO): DNA binding
Source: RefSeq, a predicted model, not a curated record